UUUAUUGUUUAUGUUAAUCGGCGGAAUGGUUCAGUCAUUGGUUCGUGAUAGUUGAGAGAAUGGAACGCAACGGGUAUAUUAUUUUAAUUUUUCGCUCAUGGUAGUUGUGUAUUGUAUAUCCAGUUUUGUGGGUUUAAAAAAUUCAAGUUUAUGUAGGUAAAAGUAAAAGAGAUUCGUUAAAACUCUGGAUAAUAUUUUUUAUUUUUAACUCGCCACUUCCAUGAUAUUAUAAGAAGGAAAAAUGGAGGAACCUAAACACGAUGAAAAACAAAAGAAAAAUCCAUUUGAUAGCAGUAAUAUUUUAUCAGAAUUAUUUUUCUGCUGGUUAUUGCCCUAUUUUGUGACCGGUUACAGAAGAGAGUUAACGGAAGAUGAUAUGUACAGCCACAGAAAAAUACACGAUUCGACCAGAUUGGGAGAUCAACUAGAAAAAUUAUGGACGAAAGAAACACUUCAUGCAAAGUCACCAUCCUUAUUAAGAUGUAUUUUAAGGACUUAUUCAAUUCAGCUAAUAGGCUUGAGUCUGUGCAUAUUAACAUCUGAAUGUUUGAAGAUACUUCAACCGCUUUUUAUUACAAAAUUAAUGCGACUCUAUCAAUCAGUAGACUUUGAAGAAAACAAAAACGACAUCUACAUUUAUGCUUUACUUGUCGUUGGAAUAGCAUUUAUUAAUAUAAUAAUAACACAUUUUUAUAACUUCCGAAAUGCUGAACUUGGAAUGAAAAUGAGAAUAGCCUGUUCGUCGCUUAUGUAUAGAAAGGCUCUAAAGUUAAGCAAAUUGGUUUUAGUUGACACUACAAUUGGAAAAAUGGUAAACCUUAUGUCAAACGAUGUUGGACGAUUUGAUACAUGCUUUCAAUUUAUACAUGUUGUAUGGCUCGGACCAAUAAUGGUAAUUUUAGUAACUUAUUUAACAUACUCGACAUAUGGAUGGAUGGGUGUCUCAGGAGUUUUGCUUCUAAUGGGAUCCAUGCCUAUGCAAAUGUUAUUGGGAAAGAAAAAUUCACAAUUUCGUUUAGCUACUGCUAUUAAAACUGAUGAACGAGUACGACUUAUGAACGAAAUAAUAAAUGGAAUUCAAGUUAUCAAAAUGUAUACAUGGGAAAAGCCAUUUACGAAAAUUGUAGAAGUUGCACGAUUGAACGAAAUAAAAUUCAUUAGAAUGAGCUCGUACAUUAAAGGAUUCUUAAUGUCAAUGAGUCUUAGCAACAGUAGGUGUUCGAUUGCACUAGCUGUUAUUACCUACGUUGCUACAGGAAAUACCCUAACAUCAACAUACGUCUAUACCAUAGCAUCUUAUUAUCGAAUACUGGGCAUGGUUACCAUGUUUUUUCCUCAGUCAGUUUCACAGACUUAGACCCAAAAGGUCUUAAAAAAGAAACUAUGAUCAAUACAGGUUUUAAGUUACACCAAAUUUCCGCAAAAUGGGAUAAAUCUCAUUCUGAGAUGAACUUGGAAAAUAUUUCAAUGGAUGUAUCUUCGAAAAGUUUGGUGGCCGUCGUAGGAGCCGUAGGCAGUGGAAAAUCCUCACUAUUUCAAGUAAUCCUUCAAGAAUUAGAACCUUUAGAGGGUUACAUUGAAGUAAAUGGAAAAAUAUCAUUUGCAUCGCAAGAACCUUGGUUGUUUGGUGGCACCAUUAGACAAAACAUACUUUUUGGACAACCCUACGACAAACAGAGAUACGAAGAAGUUGUCACAGUGUGUGCUUUACAAAGGGAUUUAACUCUCUUACCUUAUGGUGAUAAAACUCGGAUAGGUGAGAGAGGAGUUACCCUUAGUGGAGGUCAAAGAGCUAGAAUCAAUUUAGCUAGAGCAAUAUAUAAAAAAGCAGAUAUAUAUCUUCUUGAUGAUCCUUUGUCUGCGGUAGAUACUCAUGUUGGAAAACAUUUGUUUGAUGAAUGCAUUUGCAGAUUUUUAGCUGAUAAAUGUGUGGUUCUAGUCACGCACCAGUUGCAAUAUUUAAAGACUGUACAAAAUAUUAUUUUAUUAGAGAAUGGUCAAAUAAGAGCUUCAGGUGCAUAUGUAGAUAUUAGAAAAUCGAAUAGUAUUUUUACCAAACUUCUGGAAGAGCUAGAAAAGGAGGAAGAAGAUGAAGAAAAACAAAAAAAAGUUAAAAAGAAACUAUAUAUCGAAAAUCAAGGAGAAAAAGAAGCUCCUGCUUUAGUAAAAGAAGAAAAAGGUGUAGGCAAGGUUACUACCUACGUUUAUAUGAACUACAUUAGAGCUGGUGGAAGUUUAUGUAAAGUUUUAUUACUACUUUUAGCCUUUAUUCUGAGCCAGGUUCUUGACACUUCUUCAGAAUAUUUUGUAACAAUAUGGGUUAAUAUUGAGCAGUGGGUAAUACAAACGUAUAAUUCAACAACAGUUUUGCACAAAACCAACCAAUCUUCCACAGUAAUUGCUAAUCCAUACGACUUGACCAAAGAUCACUGGUUGACUUCGUUCUUCACCGGAAAUAUAACUGUAUACGUUUACAUGACUUUUGUUUUAUUAUUGCUUAUAGUGACUUAUACACGUUCAAUAUUUUUCUACAGAUGGGGUCUAUCUUCUUCUAUAGUUAUGCAUAAUAAAAUGUUUGAUAACAUCAUAUAUAGUCCUAUGUAUUUCUUUAAUAAUAAUCCAUCUGGGAGAAUUUUAAAUAGGUUUUCCAAAGAUAUUGGUAUUGUAGAUGAGGUGUUACCAACUACUAUUUUGGACACACUUCAGAUCGGUUUAUCAGUAUUAUCCAUAUGUCUCGUUAUUGGAACAUUAAGUCCUUGGAUGCUUAUACCGACUAUAGUAGUAUUGGUAAUAUUUUAUUUCAUGAGGUUUAUAUUUUUGGAGACCAGUCGAGAUGUAAAGAGAGUGGAGUCCAUCAAUCGCAGUCCUGUAUAUUCCCAUCUGACGGCAUCUCUUCAAGGUCUAACUACGAUAAGAGCAUUUAAAGCGCAAGAGAUAUUGGCUGUGGAAUUUGACAAUCUGCAAAAUGUUCAUAGCGCAGCAUUUUUUAUGUAUUUAGGAGCCACUAGAACUUUUGCCUUCUGGUUAGACUUUUUCUGUGUGGUUUACAUUGGGCUAGUUUUAGUUGCUCUUUUGGUUGUAAAAGGAGAAAAAUUUGGAGGAAAUGUUGGCCUGGCUUUAACCCAAUCAAUGAGUCUCACUGGAAUGUUUCAAUACGGCAUUAGGCAGUGGAGUGAAUUAGAAAAUCAAAUGACUUCUGUAGAGAGGGUCCAAGAAUAUACAGAUCUAACGAAAGAAAUUGAAGAAGGUGUAGAUCCUCCUAAAACUUGGCCAGAACGGGGGCAAAUUGUUUUCAACAAAUUAUCCUUAGGGUACUCCAAUACGUUACCUUUGGUUCUAAAAAACCUUAGUUUUAUUGUAAACCCGAAAGAAAAGAUUGGCAUCGUCGGAAGAACUGGAGCUGGAAAAUCCUCUAUUGUUCAAGCAAUGUUUCGGUUGACUUCUACAGAUGGUAGCAUUAUUAUUGAUGGAAUUGACUCAAAAUUAAUCCCAUUAAGUAAAGUGAGGUCAAAGAUAUCCAUUAUACCUCAAGAACCAGUACUGUUUUCUGGUACCGUUAGGUAUAACUUGGAUCCGUUUAACGAAUAUCCUGAUGAGAUAUUAUGGAAGGCUCUGGAAGAUACAGAGCUUAAAUAUGUUGUCAGUGACCUUCCUGAAGGCCUGGACAAUAAAAUGGCAGAAGGUGGUAUUAAUUUUAGUGUAGGACAACGCCAGCUAUUUUGUUUAGCUAGAGCCAUAGUUCGCCAGAACAAAAUACUAGUUUUGGAUGAAGCUACAGCUAAUGUUGAUCUUCAUACAGAUGCACUUAUUCAAAAAACUAUUAGGAAGAAAUUUGUAGACUGCACAGUAAUAACUGUGGCUCAUAGGUUGCACACGAUUAUGGAUUCAGAUAAAGUAUUGGUUAUGGAUGCUGGAGAAAUCCUAGAAUAUGAUAGUCCUCAUAUUCUUUUACAAAACACAAACGGUGUUUUCUAUUCCUUACUGAUGCAGACCGGAAUAAAUACAGCUCAGAACCUAAUAGAAGUUGCCAAAAAAGCUUAUAUACUACGUCAAGAUGCGAUUUCAAGUAGCUGAAUAUUUCCUUAUAUUUUAAAGGAUAUUUAUGUGAAAAAAUUUAAUUUAAAUUAAAAUUCUAAUUUAUUUUGAAUUACAUAACUGAAGUAUUUCUAGAUAUAAUUAAAAAAACAUAUUGUUCAAAAAGACAGCAAUAUUAUCCAUUGAACUUAUUAAAACAUCUUAUUAAAGUAUGUAUAUAAGUUUAUCUUACAAAAAAACAUCAUGGAAAUAUUUUAAAAUGAUUUUUAUGUUCAAAACUAUUUGUUAGUGAAUAUAUUGUUGUUGUUGUAAUAAGUGAAUAUUUGUUGCUGUAUACUGUUUCAUUAUGAGUCUCUUUAAAUGUUACAUUAGUUACAAAAAACUGAAACAAGUAAUGAACGAAGAAAAUCCUUAUUUGUUUAUAAAUGUAAAAAAUGACGACUUGAUAUUUAAAAUAAAUAUCAAGUGAAUAUAUUUUAUUUAUUGUUUGAAUAAAGAAUUUUAUAGAU
This is a messenger RNA of Diabrotica balteata, 4544 nucleotides long. Lineage: Eukaryota; Metazoa; Arthropoda; Insecta; Coleoptera; Chrysomelidae. The record is from the annotation of a GenBank genome assembly.